CGCAGCCCCGGCGCCGCCCGCGGAGCCGCCAUGUCCGGGGAGGUGCGCCUGCGGCAGCUGGAGCAGUUCAUCCUGGACGGGCCGGCGCGGAGCAGCGGGCAGUGCUUCAGCGUGGAGACCCUGCUGGACGUCCUCAUCUGCCUCUACGACGAGUGCAGCAACUCCCCGCUGCGGCGGGAGAAGAACAUCCUCGAGUACCUGGAAUGGGCAAAACCGUUUACUUCUAAAGUGAAACAAAUGCGAUUACAUAGAGAAGACUUUGAAAUAUUAAAGGUUAUUGGUCGAGGAGCUUUUGGUGAGGUUGCUGUAGUAAAACUGAAAAAUGCAGAUAAAGUAUUUGCCAUGAAAAUUUUGAAUAAGUGGGAGAUGCUGAAAAGAGCUGAGACAGCAUGUUUCCGUGAGGAGAGGGACGUGCUGGUGAAUGGAGACAAUCAGUGGAUCACAGCUCUGCACUAUGCCUUCCAGGAUGACAACAAUUUAUACCUGGUUAUGGAUUAUUAUGUUGGGGGAGAUUUACUUACUCUGCUCAGCAAGUUUGAGGAUAGACUACCUGAAGACAUGGCUCGAUUCUACUUGGCUGAGAUGGUGAUAGCAAUUGACUCUGUUCAUCAGCUGCAUUAUGUACACAGAGAUAUUAAACCUGACAAUAUAUUGAUGGAUAUGAAUGGACAUAUUCGUUUAGCAGAUUUUGGGUCUUGUCUGAAGCUGAUGGAAGAUGGAACGGUCCAGUCCUCAGUGGCAGUUGGCACCCCGGAUUACAUUUCUCCUGAAAUUCUUCAAGCCAUGGAAGAUGGCAAAGGCAGAUACGGGCCUGAGUGUGACUGGUGGUCCCUGGGGGUUUGUAUGUAUGAGAUGCUCUACGGAGAAACACCCUUCUAUGCAGAAUCGCUGGUGGAGACUUAUGGAAAAAUCAUGAACCACAAAGAGAGGUUCCAGUUUCCAGCCCAAGUGACUGAUGUGUCUGAAAAUGCAAAAGAUCUUAUUCGAAGACUCAUUUGUAGCAGAGAACAUCGACUUGGUCAAAAUGGAAUAGAAGACUUUAAGAAACACCCAUUUUUCAGUGGAAUUGAUUGGGAUAAUAUUCGAAACUGUGAAGCACCAUAUAUUCCAGAAGUUAGUAGCCCAACUGAUACAUCUAAUUUCGAUGUGGAUGAUGACUGUUUAAAAAAUUCUGAAACAAUGCCCCCACCAACACAUGCUGCGUUUUCUGGUCACCACCUGCCAUUUGUUGGUUUUACAUACACGAGUAGCUGUGUUCUUUCUGAUCGGAGCUGUUUAAGAGUUACAGCUGGUCCUACCUCGCUGGAUCUUGACGUUAAUGUCCAGAGGACUCUAGAUAACAACUUAGCAACUGAAGCUUAUGAAAGAAGAAUUAAGCGCCUUGAACAGGAAAAACUUGAACUAAGUAGAAAGCUUCAAGAGUCAACGCAAACUGUCCAAGCUUUGCAGUAUUCAACUGUUGAUGGUCCUCUAGCAGCAAGCAAAGAUGUAGAAAUAAAAAGCUUGAAAGAAGAAAUUGAAAAACUAAGGAAACAAGUAGCAGAAUCAAGUCGUUUGGAGCAGCAACUUGAAGAAGCUAAUUCUGUGAGGCGGGAACUCGAUGAUGCUCUCAAACAAAUCAAAGCUUGUGAAAAACAAAUCAAGAGCUUACAACAGGAGAGGGAAGAGCUGAAUAAGGAACUAGUCCAGGCUAGUGAGCGAUUAAAAAACCAAUCCAAAGAGCUGAAAGACGCACACUGUCAGAGGAAACUGGCCAUGCAGGAGUUCAUGGAGAUCAAUGAGCGGCUAACAGAAUUACACACCCAGAAACAGAAACUUGCUCGACAUGUCCGAGAUAAGGAAGAAGAGGUGGACCUAGUGAUGCAGAAAGUUGAAAGCUUAAGGCAAGAACUGCGCAGGACAGAAAGAGCCAAAAAAGAGCUGGAAGUCCACAGGGAAGCUCUAGUGGCCGAGGCGUCUAAAGACAGGAAGCUGCGUGAGCAAAGCGAGCACUACUCAAAGCAACUGGAAAAUGAACUAGAAGGACUGAAGCAGAAACAAAUUAGUUACUCACCAGGAGUAUGCAGUAUAGAACACCAGCAAGAGAUAACCAAACUGAAAACUGAUUUGGAAAAGAAAAGUAUUUUUUAUGAAGAAGAAAUAUCUAAAAGAGAAGGAAUCCAUGCAAAUGAGAUUAAAAACCUGAAGAAAGAACUACAUGAUUCAGAAGGCCAGCAACUUGCUCUCAACAAAGAAAUUUUGGUUUUAAAAGACAAACUGGAAAAAACAAGGAGGGAAACUCAAAGUGAAAGAGAAGAAUUUGAAAAUGAGUUCAAACAACAGUAUGAACGCGAAAAAUUAUUACUAACUGAAGAAAAUAAAAAGUUGACCAGUGAACUUGAUAAGCUUACCACUCUGUAUGAGAACUUAAGUGUGCGCAACCAGCAGUUAGAAGAAGAGGUCAGAGACCUAGCAGACAAGAAGGAAUCAGUUGCACAUUGGGAAGCCCAGAUCACAGAAAUAAUUCAGUGGGUCAGUGAUGAGAAGGAUGCACGAGGGUAUCUUCAGGCCUUAGCUUCUAAAAUGACUGAAGAAUUGGAAGCACUAAGAAAUUCCAGCCUGGGUACCCGAGCAACAGACAUGCCCUGGAAAAUGCGUCGUUUCGCAAAACUGGACAUGUCAGCUAGACUGGAGCUGCAGUCAGCCCUUGAUGCAGAAAUAAGAGCCAAACAGGCCAUUCAAGAAGAGCUGAACAAGGUUAAGGCAACUCACAUCAUAACAGAAUGUAAACUAAAAGAUUCAGAGAAGAAGAACUUGGAACUGCUUUCAGAAAUUGAACAACUGCUAAAGGACACUGAAGAGCUUAGAUCUGAAAAGGGUAUAGAGCACCAAGACUCACAGCACUCUUUCUUGGCAUUUUUGAAUACGCCUACCGAUGCUCUGGAUCAAUUUGAAGAUUCCUUUUCUUCUUCCUCAUCUUCACUGAUUGAUUUUUUGGAUGACAUUGCAGAUUCGGCUCCACUUCCAGCCCAUACACCAACCUUAAGGAAAAAGGGAUGUACUGGUUCAACUGGCUUUCCACCUAAGCGCAAGACUCAUCAGUUUUUUGUGAAGUCCUUCACAACACCCACCAAGUGCCAUCAGUGCACCUCUUUGAUGGUGGGCUUGAUGAGACAAGGCUGUGCGUGUGAAGUAUGUGGAUUCUCAUGUCACAUAACUUGUGUAAACAAAGCUCCAACUGCCUGUCCAGUUCCUCCUGAGCAAGCAAAAGGUCCCCUGGGCAUAGAUCCACAAAAAGGAGUGGGAACUGCCUAUGAAGGCCAUGUCCGGAUCCCUAAGCCAGCGGGAGUGAAGAAAGGAUGGCAGAGAGCACUGGCCGUAGUCUGUGAUUUCAAACUCUUUCUAUAUGAUAUCGCUGAAGGAAAAGCAUCUCAACCCAGCGUGGUCAUCAGCCAGGUGAUUGACAUGAGAGAUGAAGAAUUUUCUGUGAGUUCAGUCUUGGCCUCUGAUGUUAUUCAUGCAAGUCGAAAAGAUAUACCCUGUAUAUUUAGGGUCACAGCUUCUCAGCUCUCAGCAUCUAACAAGUGUUCCAUCCUGCUGCUGGCAGACAGUGAGAAUGAGAAGAGCAAGUGGGUGGGAGUGUUGAGUGAAUUGCACAAGAUUUUGAAGAAAAACAAAUUCCGAGACCGCUCUGUCUAUGUUCCCAAAGAGGCAUAUGACAGCACUCUACCCCUCAUCAAAACAACCCAGGCUGCUGCAAUCAUAGAUCAUGAAAGAAUAGCUUUGGGAAAUGAAGAAGGGUUAUUUGUUGUUCAUGUCACCAAAGACGAAAUUAUUAGAGUUGGUGACAAUAAGAAGAUUCACCAGAUUGAACUCAUUCCACACGAGCAGCUUGUUGCUGUGAUCUCAGGACGAAAUCGUCAUGUGCGGCUCUUUCCUAUGUCAGCUUUGGAUGGGCGAGAGACAGAUUUUUAUAAGCUGGCAGAAACUAAAGGGUGUCAAACGAUCACUGCCGGAAGAGUGCGCCACGGAGCUGUGACGUGCCUGUGUGUGGCCAUGAAAAGGCAGGUCCUCUGUUACGAACUGUUUCAGAGCAAGACCCGUCACAGGAAAUUUAAGGAACUCCAGGUUCCAUAUACUGUUCAGUGGAUGGCAGUCUUCAGUGAACAGCUCUGUGUGGGAUUCCAGUCAGGAUUUCUGAGAUACCCUUUGAAUGGAGAAGGAGGGCCGUGCAGUCUGCUUCAUUCAAAUGAUCACACACUGUCCUUUCUAACACACCAGCCGAUGGAUGCUAUCUGCGCAGUUGAAAUCUCCAGUAAAGAAUACCUGCUGUGUUUUAACAGCAUUGGGAUAUACACUGACUGCCAGGGCCGAAGAUCCAGACAGCAGGAGUUGAUGUGGCCAGCAAAUCCUUCCUUUUGUUGCUACAGCGCACCCUAUCUCUCAGUGUACAGUGAAAACGCAGUCGAUAUCUUUGAUGUGAACUCCAUGGAAUGGAUUCAGACUCUUCCUCUCAAAAAGGUCCGACCACUAAACAGUGAAGGAUCUUUAAAUCUUUUAGGAUUGGAGACAGUUAGAUUAAUAUAUUUCAAAAAUAAGAUGGCAGAAGGGGAUGAACUAGUAGUUCCUGAAACGUCAGACAAUAGUCGGAAACAAAUGGUCAGGAAUAUCAACAACAAACGACGUUAUUCCUUCCGAGUCCCUGAGGAGGAGCGGGUGCAGCAAAGGAGGGAGAUGCUACGAGAUCCAGAAAUGAGAAAUAAAUUAAUUUCUAACCCAACUAAUUUUAACCACAUAGCACACAUGGGUCCUGGAGAUGGAAUACAGAUCCUAAAAGACCUGCCCAUGAACCCUCGCCCCCAGGAGAGCCGGGCGGCCUUCAGCGGCUCCGUCAGCAUCCCGUCCAUCGCCAAGGCCCGCCCUGAGCCGGGCCGCUCCCUGAGCGCCAGCAGCGGCCUGUCCGCGCGCUCCUCGGCACAGAACGGCAGCGCCCUGAAGCGCGAGUUGUCGGGGGGCAGCAGCUACAGCGCCAAGCGGCAGCCCUUGCCCUCCCCGUCCGAGGGCUCCCUGUCCUCGGGGGGCAUGGACCAAGGAAGCGACACCCCGGCGAGGGACUACGACGGAGAGGACUCGGACUCGCCGCGCCACUCCACCGCCUCCAACAGCUCCAACCUGAGCAGCCCGCCCAGCCCCGCGUCCCCCCGCAAGACCAAGAGCCUCUCGCUGGAGAGCGGCGACCGCGGGGGCUGGGACCCCUGAGCCCGCCCCCGGCGCCCCCGGCGGGAAAGGACGA
Perognathus longimembris pacificus (Pacific pocket mouse) is the source of this 5272-nucleotide messenger RNA. RefSeq names its product CDC42 binding protein kinase alpha (gene Cdc42bpa). The record is from RefSeq and is a predicted model, not a curated record. Gene Ontology annotation, cellular component: cytoplasm; actomyosin; cytoskeleton. NCBI's taxonomy places the organism in Eukaryota, Metazoa, Chordata, Mammalia, Rodentia, Heteromyidae. Gene Ontology annotation, biological process: peptidyl-threonine phosphorylation; actomyosin structure organization. Gene Ontology annotation, molecular function: protein serine/threonine kinase activity; ATP binding.